GACAGUAACAGGGACGAGAAUUUUGACAGUCGUUUUCGUUUUACAUAUGUAGAACGCUUGAAGACGUGUUUUCUCUGUCAUUAGAACAGCAUCACUACGAGGAACAUCGUCCAUCGUUAUUCGUGUCCCAUAUCUUCACGUGAUUAUGUGAAUCUUGUGCUGCCCGUCGACGGUGAUGUGCUUUAGAUGAACCAGGUAAACGGCGAGAACCUGCACAUAAUCCUCCUCCGUGAAAGCUAAUAUUCGUCCAUGUGGGAGCACGGCGCAGCGCCUCGUCCAUGUGAAGCAGCUUCGGCGUAGAUCCUAGAGGUGGUGUCGACCAGCCGCGAACUGAACAAGUGGCGCCACCUGCGACGCGGAGCGUAAAAAAGCCGGUCGCUUAUGUGCGCGAGCGUGCGAAAGCAUGGCACCUCGAAAGAACGAUGCAGAAUCGCGGUCAAAAAGGAGUGGAACCAUGUACUGUUGCGUGUACGGCUGCAACAACAGUCACAGAAACACCGCCGGAAAGAUCCCAAAGAUAACAUUUUAUAGAUUUCCAGGGAGGCCUUACGAGAAGGAGCGACGGGAGCGCUGGAUCCUGGCAGUGCGACGGGCGAACCCCCACGGACGCCAUUGGCUGCCUGUGAAAGAUCAAACCCGUAUAUGCAGUGCUCACUUCAUCGGAAACGAGAGGAGCACGAUAGCUAAACACCCUGCCUACAUACCAACAAUUUUUCCUGCUUGCUAUGGGAAAAACGAUGGUGUGACACCAUCAAGGAAGCCUGAAAGGUUUCAGCAAGUUGAGUCAUCAUCUGCGGGAGGGCCACCCAUAAGCAUUGCAGCAUCCGGUGAAGCUUUGCCCCAUGGGGAGUUGCGUCUUGGUACCAUUAAGAACCACAUUGCCUUUGCAUCUGUGAUGACUCAAACAGAAGACCAAGGCAGUGGUUGUUGCAGCGUGUUCCUUUCUGUGUCAUCGGGAGGCUCAGCAAGUACACAAGUGUGCCAUUCAAACAACAUAGAUGCAGCUGUACAGGCAGUGCCAACCAACUAUGACGGCAAGCACCAGAUCAGAAGAGUGCAGUUGUGUGUCCCUCAGGUACAGCUCUCUCAUUGAGUGCAGGAACGCCCUCAGGCAACUUUGCGGUGUUUGUACUGAUUGCUGAUGUUUGUGGUUUCAUCCAUCAAUGUUCGGUGGGUCGAUGUACCAAUUUCGCAGAAGCUGGCGAUUUCCUUGGUAGAACUAAAGCUUGGAAUAUCAUUCUCAAUUGCCUGAGUGCUUUUUGGUUUGCACCACUCAGCAGUAAGUCGCUGUUUUCAUUUGUAUUGAACAACAUGCUGAUUGUGAUGAAAGAGUGAAUACCUGAGCCGUCUCUGUUGUUCAGCUGUGAAUGCCAACCAAUGUUGAAUUGCACCAUUCUUGCUGCCUACUUUCUUGUGGAGUGAACAAAAAUUUGGACAGAAGAGCCACCUACUGUGCAACAAGAAAGGGCGCUGUUUUUACACUGCAAGGUUGGCUAUACAUUGAAGUUCUUGCUAGGAAUUAUGCCAAAUGGAGUUGUGAUAUUUGUAUCAGAUGCCUGUAGCGCCUACACAUCAUUACAUUAGAGUCUGGAUUUCUCAGCAGGAUAGAGCCGGGUGCUAUUGUGCUAGCAAAGCACCCACAGAAAGCCAGAAAGAGAUUGUUGUAUUACUGCCGUUUUAAAGAAGUAAUGCUCAGUUUGCACAUGGCAAAUUGCAAGAGACAUGCUAUAUCUUAAGUGCACAUGCACUUAGAGUAAUCCAACAUGUGAAGAUUCUUUAAUAUCUUGAAUAAUAGAGUUCCUGUUGACCUGAUUCCUCACAUAAGCAAUAUUAUGUGAAUGUUGUUGAAAGCACAGGCAUUCUUUACUGGACGUGAGUGAAAUACACAGAUGAAGAUGUAUCUUACCUAUUUCGCACUUGCAGGCUAUGUAAUUUAGCAACCACGUCCUUAAUGUCAACGGGACAUUCACUGAUAUUGGUCUGUGGACAAACUCUGAAUCUCAGGCUGUGAAAGCACUUCCGAACUUUCUUAGGGACACCUGCAAAGUACUUCAUUUUGUGAAGUGUUGUGGUGCAUUGUGUAUACGUUCUGUAUGUCUCACAUAUUUUGUAUAGUUUCAUUCGUCGUCAUGCCAGCCCGAUGUGGCAUGCUAUACUCGGGGACAACUUUUCUUGGCAGCGCUGUGGAAGCUACAGGACCUAGAUGCAUGCCCGCUAGCCCGCCAAGAAGUAGCACCUAAUUUUAUUGAGAAAUUUUUAGGGGUGCACGAAUAUUCGAGUUUCCAAUUCGAAUCGAAUAAUACUUCAUUGAAUAAUUAGAUUUUUGACUUUUGAAUAGCUAGUAUUCAAAGUUUCGAAUAAUUCGACAGGAUGAAUAUCUAAAACGCUACAAAGGCCAGUGGUGCAACUUGGUUAGCUUUGCAUGGCUGGAACUAACGCUAACGUCGCUACAGUGGGCAAUUGGUUAAAACUUUCACCGAUAUAUCCUGAUUCAAAAGCGAGCCCAUGUUUAUUUUAACGGAUAUUACGUCACUUCCGCGCGUAAAAAAAAACACAUGGAAAGACUGUCAAGCCUUUCACAACUUCACUUCCGAAACGAAGACACUGGCUUCUUGCGUAGUUCGGUCGCGUAUGCCGCAAGCGCUCUAAGACUUCCUGACAUUGGCCCGCGAAACCCUCGCUGCACAUGUGAAAAUUUGUUCGCGCUUCAAAAAUGCUUCCAUGAGCCCACGAUCAUCAGAAAGGAUGAUCCUUUGAAAUACUGGAAAGAGCAUGGAGCUGCACUUUAUCCAGGUAUCGCCAAAAUUGCUUUGCGAUAACUUCUCACCCCUGCUACUGAGGUGCCCAGUGAGUGCAUGUUUUGAGCUGCAGGAAACACCGCAACAUCACGGCGAGAGAGCUUGAAGCCAGGUCAUGUGCAAGAGCUUGUGUUUCUGCAUGACAAUUUGUAGUCUAUCGGUAGCAGACACUCACCGCGUUAUCUGCUGGAGGACAUGAGCAGAUUUCAUUUCUUUGUUUUUUCUUUCCAUUUUGAAUAAAGUAGUGUGUAUUCAAUAUUCGAUUCAAUAUUUGAUAUGUUGGCCACUAUUCGGCACUAUUCGAUUCGAAUUCGGUUCGAGAUGAAAUUUCACUGUUCACACACCCCUAGAAAUUUUUCAUUUGCCUUGCUCAAAUAGAUACUGCUUUAUUAUGAAACUGAAGCAGUAACGAGAAGUCGUAGGUAAAAUAAAGUUAUUGUUCACUUUACAAAAAUGUCUUCCUUUUCUUUCCAUUUCUUGAACAACACCACGUUUUCUGCACGCCUUUUUUCCAAAGUAAACAUAUCGUCCUUGACGUGUGUUGGUCCAUGUGCGGCAGCAAACUCGCCGGUUAGUUCUCCAUGAAAAAUGUACUUGUAACGUGACAAUGAAAUGUACACUGAGCAGUCGAAA
Molecule: messenger RNA, 3431 nt
Organism: Rhipicephalus sanguineus (brown dog tick)
Lineage: Eukaryota; Metazoa; Arthropoda; Arachnida; Ixodida; Ixodidae
Exons: 4
Coding region: 404-1093 (229 amino acids)
Source: RefSeq, a predicted model, not a curated record